CCUAUCGGACUAAUGCCGUUAUGGCAAUGCAAUGAUACCGGUAACCAGAUGUUUUAUUGGUGACAAUGUAUUAUUAAAAUUUUGCACCAUCCAGACUAUGGAAUUAAACUUUGUUCAGGAAAUAUAGACAUGAACUAUAAAUGAACUGAAGUACUUUCAUCUAUCAUGUGACAUCCAUCUUCUAUUAUCUGUUUAUUGUGAUAUUAGUUGUCAUCAAUGUGAAUCACUUUAUACAUCAAUCUCAUUAAAAUAGCCUUGUAUAUACAUGUAUUAAAUAAGAUAAAGUGAAAUACGAUAUUGGUAAUCUUGUUAUUGACUCCAUGCUACCACUGCACAUUUGUGAGUUGUAGGAGCUCAAUGAGGUAAAGUUAGCUGAAGUUGAUCAUGGGUUUCUGUGGUUCUGAUUCAGAUGCAUUUAGCGUGGAGAAAGGGGUUGUGCACAAUGAAUGUUUUGUGGAUGUUAUGAAUAUUAUACCCCAUGCCUUAUUACUGCUGAUUUGUAUUUUUGUGGUAACUGUGUGGAAUCAUUCUAUUAUUGGAGAACUUAAUGUCAAAACAUGGGUGCACUUUCAGGGUCAUAAUGUCAGGUGGUUGUUGACACUAACUCUUAUGCUAAUAAAUAUUGUGGAAAUUGGAGAAGGUUUUGUGUCCGAUUCCUACGAUCCGGAUACCGUCAACUACCACUCAUUUGUGCCUCAAUGUGUCGCCUUUACUGGAACCAUUAUAUCUAUUGUUUAUUAUCACAAUGUGGAAAUGUGGAAUUCUCCACGAUUCUUACUCAUUUUGAUGGUAUACUGGCCUGGCGCCAUGGCCCUGAAAGUCUUGAAACUGAUGUCAGUGUAUCGUAACAAUAUGACGUUAGAAGAUCUACGAUUAUGGUUGUGUUGGAUGGUUAUAAUUGGAUAUGCCUUGCUGUUUCUUGUAGAACUCAAUGUACUAAGAGCUCAGAGAUAUGCGCUCUUUAAAAAUCCCAGAAGAAGGAAAGCUCCAGAAGAUUUGGAAAACACACGAUAUAUUCAAUCAUAUGCUAAUUUAUUAUCUAAAGCUGUUUUUUGGUGGGUAACAGAUAUUAUGAUAGAAGGUUAUAAACGUCCUAUAGAGAUAGAAGAUUUAGGAGAAUUACCAGAGAGUGAACGGUCAGAAACACAACUGAAGAAAUUAAAAGAUGCUUUUGAACAAGAGAAGGCUAUUUAA
Molecule: messenger RNA, 1194 nt
Organism: Patella vulgata (common limpet)
Lineage: Eukaryota; Metazoa; Mollusca; Gastropoda; Patellidae
Product: ATP-binding cassette sub-family C member 9-like
Exons: 5
Coding region: 385-1194 (269 amino acids)
Biological process (GO): potassium ion transport
Cellular component (GO): membrane
Molecular function (GO): sulfonylurea receptor activity; ATP binding
Source: RefSeq, a predicted model, not a curated record